This is a messenger RNA of Cylas formicarius (sweet potato weevil), 762 nucleotides long. Its product is annotated as type-1 angiotensin II receptor-associated protein. The transcript is spliced from 5 exons. The record is from RefSeq and is a predicted model, not a curated record. Gene Ontology annotation, biological process: angiotensin-activated signaling pathway. Gene Ontology annotation, cellular component: plasma membrane. Bases 150 to 638 code for a protein of 162 amino acids. NCBI's taxonomy places the organism in Eukaryota, Metazoa, Arthropoda, Insecta, Coleoptera, Brentidae.
UCCAAGGUAAACCUUUGAAUAUAGAACAACCUUGUGCAAGAAUAUAGAAUGGUUGGUUUGUGAUAAGUUAACCUACCUACUGUGAUAUUGUGUUUUUUUAAAGAGUGGGAAUUCCUUGUUUUUGUGUUUCAGUUUAUAAGUUUUUUAGGAUGCCUUCUUUACCGCCUAUACCAAAUUUAAAUGUAAAAGUUGUAUUUUUAAUCCAUUUUAUAUUUAUGUCCCUGAGCUUGAUGGGACGUUGGCAUCCCCAGUCGUAUUUAUUCUAUAAUUGCCUGUUUAUUUUACUCUUAAUAUCGAGUAUAUUAAACACACAGAGGCAAGAGCAUCUUCAGCUGGCGAUAGUCGUCAAUGCAACUUCUAUAUUAUUGGAUAUUUUGUUGCUCGUAAUGUGUUUUCCAACUUCUGACUAUGCCCGUGAUAGGUUUUCGGCAGCUAUGGCUAUUUUUCACUUAAUUAUUAGACCAUUUUCUAUAUACAUUUUAGUUGCAAACUUAGAGGAGAGAGGAGGCAAUACUGCCAAUAUUUCAAAUAUGUUUACCGAAACUAGAUCUGAAUCAUAUGAAGAUCUUGACCGGCCUUCGACGCAAGGAACGGCUCAGGCUGGUGGCCACAACUAUGCUACCGCUCAACCACUUUAAUUAAAUUGAUCUGUUAAUGAUUUUUAUUGUAUUGUAUUGCACUUUGUAAAUAGCUGUAAGAUUUUACAAUGCAAGAAAAACUAAUCUAAUUGUGCCUGAGGUGUGAUUAAAUGAAUUAGAGGUA